Papilio xuthus (Asian swallowtail) is the source of this 421-nucleotide messenger RNA. RefSeq lists its product as uncharacterized. Gene Ontology annotation, molecular function: proton transmembrane transporter activity. The record is from RefSeq and is a predicted model, not a curated record. Gene Ontology annotation, biological process: proton motive force-driven ATP synthesis. Bases 82 to 405 code for a protein of 107 amino acids. The transcript is spliced from 2 exons. NCBI's taxonomy places the organism in Eukaryota, Metazoa, Arthropoda, Insecta, Lepidoptera, Papilionidae.
AAAGUCAAGAAUGGCUAAUUUUGACAGCUGUCGUUUUGCCUUGAAACUGUAUUUGUAUAACUUAAAAAAUAUAAUUCUACAAUGUCGUUACCGUUUGGUCGGCCGCAAACCGUAUCACCUUUAAUUAGAGGUUUGAGAUAUGGUUUGUUAAUAGCGGGUAUUUUCUAUGGUAGAUACAAACAGGCGAAAUACGAGGAACUCGAAGAUAUUUGGCGGGAAGAAGAGGCCGAAAGAAAAGUAUUACGCGAUAGAGAACUUAAGAAAUUAAAAGCUCGCAUCGCCAAAGAGGAACGAGAAGUUGUUCGACAAAUUGAAACUGGAGAAUAUUUCAAAAUUGAAGAAGUAAAACCUGAGGAACCAGAACCAGAACCAAAACCAAAACGGAAAGAAUGCCGCUCUUAUUAAAUGUGAUUUAAAAAAA